Molecule: messenger RNA, 1166 nt
Organism: Sesamum indicum (sesame)
Lineage: Eukaryota; Viridiplantae; Streptophyta; Magnoliopsida; Lamiales; Pedaliaceae
Product: ER membrane protein complex subunit-like protein
Source: RefSeq, a predicted model, not a curated record
UGGAUGUUCGGAUAGGUAAAUUUGGUAAGAUUUGGAAAAAUGGAUUUGAGUUUUGAAAGGUUGCGAAAGGGAAUAUAAGGAGACUUCGAUUCAGAAUCCAAAAGAUCUCUUGUACCGCAGCCGGCAUUAACUUCAAAAUCCACAGCACAGAAACACGCAAGAACACCCCUGAUUGUGUGAAAUUUUCUGGAUUUUUAUUUAUUUCUAGAAGAAGAUAUGGACAAGGGCAAAGCAGUGAUGGGCUCGGGCCGCCGAUGGGCAGUCGAGUUCACGGAUAAUUCAACGUCGCAUUCGUCGCGGGAUAUUCCUGAUCCGCCGGGAUUCACUCGCGCGUCUCAAGAACAGGAUGAUUCAGCUCUGAGUAAACAGAAGAAGGACGCUGAAGCGAAUUGGAAAGCCCAGAAAGCUUGGGAAGUUGCACAAGCACCUUUUAAGAACUUGUUCAUGAUGGCCUUCAUGAUGUGGAUGGCUGGAAGCACGGUUCAUCUAUUUAGUAUCGGUAUAACGUUUUCAGCUCUUCUGCAGCCCGUUAAUGCACUUCGAGGGGUUGGGAAAGUUUUCGAGCCUUACAAGGACAACAAAGUGGAUCUCCUAGCACCUAAAUUAGUCUUCAUCGCCCUUAAUUUGGUAGGCUUAGGACUCGGCAUCUGGAAGCUUAAUACUCUGGGCCUGCUUCCAACUCAUGUAUCAGACUGGGUUUCAUCCUUGCCUCCACCACAGGAGGUCGAGUACUCUGGUGGAGGCAUUCCACUUCACUAGAUUUGCCUCCAGUCCAAGGAAACCUUGACAAAUUCAGUGGAUUGAACGGAAUGAGGGUUUUGAAAUCCAAACGCCGCUGCUGUUAUUCAAGACUAGAAACCAUAGUAUUUGCUGUUUGUUCUUGCUGCUAUUUUUUUUCUCUUCUAAUCUGCUUUCUUGAAUUCCAUAUGCCCCAAAACAGAAGAAGCUUUUGGUUUAUGAGGGUAGGACAUGCAAGUCUAUAUGUUUGAGUCUGACGUCCCAAAAUCUACAUGUAACAUUAUUAUGAAUAAUUUGCCAACUUCUUUGAGUAGCAUGAAUUUGUUAGAGUGGAGCUGAUUUGCCCCUGAGCUCACAUAUAUCAUUGUAAGCUUGCUUGUAUUUGUACUGUUCUUCAUUGUAAGAUUUUCUUUCUCUUUUAUGGUUUA